Exophiala aquamarina CBS 119918 is the source of this 801-nucleotide messenger RNA. RefSeq lists its product as uncharacterized. NCBI's taxonomy places the organism in Eukaryota, Fungi, Ascomycota, Eurotiomycetes, Chaetothyriales, Herpotrichiellaceae. Gene Ontology annotation, molecular function: structural constituent of ribosome. Gene Ontology annotation, cellular component: mitochondrial large ribosomal subunit; ribosome. The record is from RefSeq and is a predicted model, not a curated record. Gene Ontology annotation, biological process: translation. The transcript has 2 exons. Bases 1 to 801 code for a protein of 266 amino acids.
AUGCUGCAACCUCGAUUAGUCGGGGCGAAUGCAGCCCUGGAAACUUCCUUGACAGCUUUGGCCUCAUCCUUGAAUGCACUGAGCUUUUGCUCCAGACACACUCCCCUGCAGCCACGGCUCGCCGCAACCAGCUUCAUCCGACAUGCUUCCCACGCAGCUCAAGGCCGAGCAAACGGGCCUGGAGACUCAGCAGGUCGCCGCCUCGGUGCCAAAAAGACAGCCUCCGAGUAUGUGGUUCCAGGGAACAUCAUUUUCAAGCAAAGAGGCACCUUAUGGCAUCCCGGCGACAACGUGAGCAUAGGCAAAGAUCACACCAUCUACGCCACCGAACACGGCUACGUGUGCUACUACCGAGACCCGCGUCGACACCCCAAGCGACGGUACAUAGGGGUGGCAUUGGAAAGGGAAGGGCCUGGCUCCCAAUUGCCCGCACCCAUCAACGCACCAACAAGGCGACGGCUGAACAUGUACGCCUCACCGAUCCCCAAACCCGUCGAGAGCGACUCCUCAUUCCUGGAAUCCCACAUGAGCACCAAUAGCAAGAGCACCGCAAUUACGCCUGUGCCUGCGCCGUUCAUGCGGCAGGGCACCAACCGCGAAGCCAACGCUUCCAUCGGGCAAGCCGCAGAGAGAAAAGGCAUCAAGGUGGUGCCGUUCGACCGCAAAGACCGCUGGUCCGCCUGGAGAAAACGAAACACCAGGAUCGAACUCGCAGAGAUCUCGAAGGUGGCCAAAAACACCAAGAAGUCAAAGGGCAAGAAAUCAAACAAGGGUGUCAAGAUGGGUGGCAAGAAGCGCUGA